Beta vulgaris subsp. vulgaris (sugar beet) is the source of this 3137-nucleotide messenger RNA. RefSeq lists its product as hypothetical. The transcript has 10 exons. The coding region runs from base 1 to 2739 and encodes 912 amino acids. The record is from RefSeq and is a predicted model, not a curated record. Lineage: Eukaryota; Viridiplantae; Streptophyta; Magnoliopsida; Caryophyllales; Amaranthaceae.
AUGUCAGAUACAUAUUUGGUGUCCAUCAUCUUAGUUAGCAGCUUGUCACUAACUUGGUUUACUGGUUUCGGGUCUGUCACGAGUCCUCCCAGGCGAAAGAUCAAUGGGUUGUUUCAGUUUGAUGAGAAGUCAGACAGUUGGGUACCUGUUGAAUUGCCUUAUAAUUUAGUUACCUGUAUCAAUGAUAACUGUACUAUAGUGGGUUCAAUUGGCCAGGUGCCAGAAAAAGGAAAGAAAUUGCAGGGGAAUGAAGUUGAUACAGGAAGAAAAGCAAACAAGAAGAUUUACAAAAGGCUUUUACCUUUGAGGAAGCGCGUUUCUUUGACAAAAAUGUCUGAUGCAUCAAUCUGGAUCACCGGUGAGAGUGGUUCGAUCUAUGAGAGAUUCUGGAAUGGAGUUCAAUGGGUGAUUGCUCCCCAUGAUUUGCCUGCAUCUGUUGAGCCUGCAAUAUCUGUGUUUUUUGUCAAUCAGACUAUUCUUGCCCUUUCUGAAGCAGGGUAUCUUUAUCAGAUGCAGCUGAUCGAAAAUUCACAACUAGUUUGGACAAAGAUUGAAGCUUCAGUUGACCACACUGCAAAAGAACAAAGAGAGCAAAGCAUGAUCAAGUCUGGAGUUGUUACAAAAGAUGGAGAGAGAAUUUACUUCUGCACAGAGAAUGGGUCACUAUUAGAACUUGUUGAGGUUGAACCAUCAAGGUGGGUCAAUCACGGCCAGCCCCCAGGUGCAGACGUUGCAGCUAUAGCCGAUGUGGAUACGAUCAGAUCAAACCUUGUCUUCACAAUCAGUUCGGCAGGAGACCUUUACGAGCAUGACAAAAGCACAAAACCACCAUGGAAGAAGCAUAUAUGGAGAGAAGGGUCGGGAGAAGAUACUUCUCUGCUACCAUCGAGGGGUUGCAGUGCUCAAGGGCUAAGAGGACCUUCUUCAAUAUCGCUAUUUCUGCUAAGCAAGGUGGGUGAGCUGGUUGAGAGGCGAUUGAACCAGAGAAAGUGGAAAUGGAUAGUACACAAAAGUCCAGAAGAUCAAUUAUUCACAUCAAUCACACCAGUUCCAGAAGAUGAUACCAGUGACAAGUAUUCAGUGCUCCUAACAACGGCAUCAGGCUCAAUACUGGAAUAUCAAACAGCAAAACAAAGAGGAAUGGCUCAAGAGCACCAAAUUGAAGAGUCAUGGGUAAAUCAUAUGCAUCCACCACAUGCAAAGGUAGCAAGAGGUGUAGCAGGCAGACCAUAUCAAUUUGGCAGGAUUCUUUUCCCACUAGAUGAUGGUAGGAUAGCGGAACUUCAUCUAUCAGGCUUUGGUGGUGAAAAUUCAGGACCAGAUAAUCAAGUUAGUAUCCGAAAAAGAAUGUCAUCCAAGUAUGUUUGGUCAAUAUUGGAUGCUCCUGAGACUGAAGGCUGGAAUACAGAGUAUUGUACAGACGAACGUGGACCUACUAACUGUAUAAUGGGCGUAAAGGAUGAAACAAAUGAUUCUCCGAGCACAAGAACUACGACAAGAAGACGAAAGGGAAUCCAACAGAACUACUUGAUCCCUGAUGCGUCAAGCAUCAACCUAGAAAAACCACAGGAAGAAUGUAAAUCGGAAGAGAAUUGGGUGAAUGUAAACUUCCGCAUGAGAGUGCUGCAAGGAGGUAGAUCAUUUUUUCUGGUGUCAAACAGUGGUCUGACUUUUGAAUAUCUUUACGAUGACAAGGUAGGACUAUGGCUAAAGCACGAUUACCCAACAGCUAUGAAUGGUGCAGUUGGAAGCUACAAUGGAAGUCUCUUUUUAGUUGAUACCCAUGGUUCUCUACUUAUCAGAGAGAGAAGCAAUGAUGAGUUGCAAUGGAUAAAUUGUACUGCUAUGAAGAAAGGGAAAGAAAUAACUGGUGGCCCUCCAUGGGAUAGGAUUCAUGGUACACGAAAAAAAAUCACGAAAAAUGACGCAAUUUAUUUCAUAAGCAAGGAGGGAAGGCUACUGCAAUUCACUGUUGCUCUCAAGAAUUUUGCAUGGAAAGACUGCAAAAACCCUGCAAAUACAAGGAUUGCGACGAUUGUAGACCAGGAAGUGUGUAGAGAUAAAGUAGUUUUUGUUAUUGGAAGGAAUGGGCAGUUGUAUCAAUAUAAUACAUUGUCUGGAUUAUGGCAUGAGCAUCAUCAAUCUCAGCACCUAGUUCUCUCAAGAUUACCUGGGACAGCCAUGAGACCAUCAGCACUAUCUUUGCAAAGCUCACUUUUCAUGGUUUCAGAAGAUGGUGGACUAGUUGAAUAUCACUGGAACUCGCUUGAUGGAUGGAUGUGGAUUGAACAUGGCACACCUAAUGAAGGAGUAACAAUAGUUGGAGCACCAGGGCCAAGUUUUGAGGAUCAUCAGUUAUUCUUAGUUGGCUCAGAUGGGAAAGUUCACCUUCGGUACUUCGACCUAGGAGAUUGGAAGUGGAGAAACUUUGGAUUUCCAAAUUUAGAAAGUAGAUCAGUUGAGCAAGAAAGAGAGGAAAAUCUGAAGCAUCAAAGAGAAAAUUGUCUUGAUGACAAUGCAGAAAAGGCCAAAGCGAGAAAGAUGAACAAAAGUUGUGAUCCUAAGGUGGCAUCUACACGGCCUAUCCGAUCAGCAGAGGAUAAGAUAAUCUUUGAGCUAAGAGAUGGCAGGUUGGCAGAAAUGCAUCGAGAGAAGGACUCCGAUUGGGUAUGGUCCAAGAUCAUUACAACUCCCACAAGCCUAUGCAAUGAAAAUUUCUGGGCAGCUGCCGCAUCCUGAUGUCGAAUAUACACACUUGGGGAUUAAAACAGAACAUCUUACAGAUUAUAACAAGCAUAAUUACAGAAGCUCAGGAGCUUGGAAAUUCUGAAAUAUACAUACUGUACAUAGUAACAUUAAAAGGAUGAACACAUUAAGAUGUACAAUUUCAUACCAUUAUGACUAUGUACCAAAACUAUAUUCUAAUAUGCAGUAUCUUGGAGAAUCAUGAUGUCAUUGUCACCAUUGAAUUUCUGAUAUAAUAUGUAGUAGUAAACUUCAAUGUUUAGAUAUGUGACAGUUUCCUGAAUGCAAUAAAUUAACUUAUGGGCUCAGUCAGAAAAAUCCAAAAUCCUACUCAUGUAAUCUAAUAUAGUAAUAUGUAAUUAACUAAAUAUAUAUCAUUAUUCUUACGCGUA